GUGAAAGUGUUUAUAAUGUUUUCUUCAUUUUGUAUUAUGUGGAAGCGGAAUCGAAACCUGUACUUCCUCAAGAUCUGAUCUGGUUCAGUGUUCUCCUCCAGAUGAGCCUGUAUGUUCUGCUGACGAGUUAUGGCUUCAUUACUGCAGUAAUGGGAGUUGAUUAUGUUCAUAUCCUGAAUUCUGUAAUGGAAGCAGAUAUCACAGAAAAUGUUGUGCUUAGCUGUGCAUUUAAAAUAAUAAAACUGGAUACUUGGAACAGUUUAAGGAUUCACUGGCACAAAGUAGGAAGGGAUAAAAUAAUUGUUGUACACAGUUACUACAAUGGAGGUGACAAAUUGGAUGACCAGGAUAUGGAGUACAAAGAUCGAACUCAGCUCUUCCACGAUGACUUACUAUAUGGAAAUGCUUCCCUCAAGCUGCUAAAUGUCAAACUGUCUGAUGCUGGCAACUAUCGAUGCAUUGUAGCAGAUGAUACUGGAACAGGUUAUGAUGACGGAACUCUGAGAGUCCAUGCAAAACCCAGUGUCCCAGUAAUUACUGUUCUACAUCAAGACAGCAGAGUCAUGCUUUACUGUGACACUAAAAGCAUUGAUCCGCAUCCACAAGUAACAUGGCAUUGUGGGAAAACAGAUCAAGUUAAAUAUGUGAAUAUUACAAACAAUUCCAUAACCUCUGAAGGGCUGUUUGCUAUCCAAAGCAGUUUGUUGUGGGAAGGCAAUAUCCAGGGGAAUGUAUGCUGCUCUGUUACUAGUGUGGACACGGCACAACCACUACAGACAUGUACAGUUAUACCAGGGAAUUCCAAAGAUAAGAAGCAUAAGUAUGUCUUCAUCAUUUCGAUAGUUAUCAGCGCUUUCCUACUAUGUUUUAGUAUAAGCUUGGUCAUCAAACUUUGCAUUUACUGUUGGAAGGAACAUCUGUGUUACCAGUCAUCAGACAGUGAAAUAAAGGCCAUAAGGAAACAAAUUUCUAAGACAAAUGGUCAACAGAUAACAAUCAAAGUGAUUGGCCUUAUAAGCCAUGGAGCUCCGUCUUUGAUAAAUUCCUGUUAUAAUGUCUACAAAAAUAAGAAAAUCAUGAUUAAUGUGGCAAAGUGUGGAGAAAAUUUGAAUAGACAUAGAUUCUUUCAAAGACCAAUACCAUUAACAAAGAGUAUUGCGAUGAUAAGAGAGCGUCCAAUGAUGGCAGGAGAUGGUCAUUUCUGGAGUAAAAAUAAAGGUGUAUACAUGCAACAGUGGAAACAAAACAUGGAAGAUGAGAUGCUGGUUUUCAUAUUUGUGGUCAGGGGUGAUGAAGCUAUCACUGCAGUAAUGAAAAAUGAAAUGUUGCAUUUAUUGUCUGAUAUUAAGGAAUUAACAGGUAAUUAUCCUAUUGCUGUUGUAACAAGAAAAUCACUUGGUAACCUGAAACAAGCUACAUCUGUAUUGCAAGAAAUUGGGAUUGAGCAGCUAUUUGAAGUGGAUAACUAUAGAAUUACAGAUCAAAGAUCUAGAGAAAAAGAUCUUAUCUUCUUAAAAAUUAUCAAAGCCUGUCUGAAUGUUAUAGACUUUAGGAAUUUCUCUAUAGAGCCAGAAAAAGAAACAUUCGCAAUAAUAUGAACUAAAAGAAGACAGUAUAUAUUUCAUUUUCUGGAUGCAAACUGCAAAGAAGAGAGUACAGUAUUACAAUUCUUCUCAUCUCUAGGAUACUGUCAAAUGUAAUAUUUCUUUGGAAGGAGCUAGGCUUCCCCACUGGUAAAGAAAAAAUAUAUAUGGGCUUGCAUAAAGAACUGUCAGUGAUAGGGGAUUUGGCCAAGAUGGUGAACUGUUAGCAGCACACAUUUUUUUUUUACUCUGCUUCUUUUCAGUUAUUCUGACAGGAUUUUACAUCAAAGACUGAAAGAAUAAUUUUCCAUGACUAACUUUUAAAUCAAUUCUAUAACUGUAUCUGGAAGAAAAAUCAAGUUUUGCUGAUUUUUCUAAUUCAUUUCCCUGUCAGGAGUUUUAUAAGUAAUUUAGAAGUAUGAGCCACUCUAAAGUUACUUCUUAGGAGAGUUUAAUGGAAAAAGAACUACAGUCUAUUCUAAACAGCAUUCAGGAUCCCUCAGUUAAAAUGGAUAAGCUUGAGAUCAAAAUGGGCAAUAUAAAGGAAGAUUGUAAGAAACAUUAAUUUAUUGAAUGAAGUUAUUAAGAAACAAUCAGUACAAAUUUCAACAAUAGAGGAAGCAGUAAAUGACUUGGAUGGAAGGAUGACAGAGAAUGAAAACCAUGUAAAAUUUAUACUAAAAAUAAUACUUUGCUUUUGGGAGAAAUAGAAGACCUGGAAAGCAGAUCUACAAGGACUAACAUCAAGAUAUAUGGAAUCCCAGAGAAAGAAGAAGGAGACAGCAUGGUUCAGUUUUUGAACAACUGGUUACCUAAAACUCUGAAUUUACCUGAAGCAUUUUCUUUUGGAAUUGAGAGAGCCAAUACGUCUCUGUCAAAUUCUUCCUUAAAAACAAUCAAUCUUCUCCUAGAUCAGCAAUUGUUAAAUUCCUUUCAAGUCAAGAUAAAGAUCUGGUGUUAAAGACUGUUUGGUCAAAGUCUCCAAUAAAAAUGAAAGGGAAUAUUAAAAGAUUUGAUAAUAACUAUUCUUCUUGUAUGCUGAUUAAAAGAAAAGCCCACAUUCCUUAUUUUAAGAAUUUAAAGACACUGAACAUUAAAUCUCAACUUAUCUUUCCAGCAAGAAUUAAGAUUUUUCUUCAUGAAGGACAGAAAACCUAUUUUAAUACACUUGAAGAGGCUCUAGACUUUGCUCAGAAGAAAAAAUACUUUUUAGACAAAACUGAAAAGAUGGCCUGGUCUCUGUCUAUCUUUGAAGAGACAAGGAACAAGAAAUUGAUAGACAACUAAAAAAACAGUAAAAAAAUUAAGGAAAAGUGAUGAUCUUAUUAUUUGUCUUUUAUUUUGUUUUCUCUUAAAUAUUGUUUUGACAUCUUCUUGGGAAUAUCACACAUCACAAGGUAAAAACCUUUACAUUUAAUUGAGUGAUUCUCUUAAUAAUAGCUGUAUGUUUCUAUUUAUCUUAUUUAAUUUGAUAGUUGUAGUGGAUAAUGAUUAGUAGAACAGUUUGUGUUUUUAGUAUUUAGUCAUAUAGCUUGUUAAUUAAUACAUUAAUAUAAUUUGCUUUACAUUAUUUUGUUUAUCUUAAGUAAAUCAUUAUAAACCUCAGGAUGGCCUCUGAAUAAAUGAGUUUCUUUUCUUUA
Messenger RNA from Protopterus annectens (West African lungfish), 3223 nucleotides. Its product is annotated as CD276 antigen-like. Gene Ontology annotation, cellular component: external side of plasma membrane. Gene Ontology annotation, biological process: negative regulation of T cell proliferation; cellular response to lipopolysaccharide; cell surface receptor signaling pathway. The coding region runs from base 102 to 1598 and encodes 498 amino acids. The transcript is spliced from 8 exons. NCBI's taxonomy places the organism in Eukaryota, Metazoa, Chordata, Ceratodontiformes, Protopteridae. The record is from RefSeq and is a predicted model, not a curated record.